Messenger RNA from Acanthosepion pharaonis, 606 nucleotides. The record is from the annotation of a GenBank genome assembly. Lineage: Eukaryota; Metazoa; Mollusca; Cephalopoda; Sepiida; Sepiidae.
AUGACUGAAGUCGACAGCAGAGAGAGAGGCGAAUGUGAAGAUCUGUUGUUUGUUGUUGGGGCACCGACAGAGAAAGCCUAUAUUAUUGGAUACCUUUCUUCUUUUCUUUCAUACUUUCUUUUUUUUCUCUUUCUUUGUAUCCUCUGCUUCUUUUUUAUUUCUUGGUUUCUCUCUUUUUCCUUUUCUUUCUUCCAUUUUUCUUUCUUUCCUUCUUUCUUUCUCUUGAUGUUGUUUACUUUCUUUUUAUUUCUUAUUUACUUUCUUGCUUGUUUGCUUUACUUUUUGCUUUCGUUCUGGUAUUCUUUCUGUCUCUGUUUUAACUUUUCUUCUUUCUCUCGUUUUUUCUUCUCGCUAUCAAAUAAACAUAAUUCUUUACUGAAUCUCUCUCUUUUCCCCUCUUUAUUCUCCCCCCUCUCUCUCUCUUCUUUCUUUCUUUCAUUUUAUUUUUCUUAUCUUCAACCUUUCUUAUUUUCCUUUUUUUUGUUACUGUUCAUAUCUAUCUAUCUAUCUAUCUAUCUAUCUAUCUAUCUAUCUAUCUAUCUAUCUAUCUAUCUAUCCUUGUUCAUAUUUAUCUUUUUAUUUAUGUUCAUAUCUAUCUAUCUAUAA